This is a messenger RNA of Eutrema salsugineum, 1492 nucleotides long. Its product is annotated as polyadenylate-binding protein RBP45A. Gene Ontology annotation, molecular function: mRNA binding. The transcript has 7 exons. The record is from RefSeq and is a predicted model, not a curated record. The coding region runs from base 86 to 1297 and encodes 403 amino acids. NCBI's taxonomy places the organism in Eukaryota, Viridiplantae, Streptophyta, Magnoliopsida, Brassicales, Brassicaceae. Gene Ontology annotation, cellular component: cytosol.
AGUCUCGUAUCUCUCCCCCGAGAUAAUUCCUUUUUGCAUUUGCGACAAAUCCCUCUUUUUUAGGUUUUUUUUUUCUCUCGUCCUCAUGAUGCAACAGCCACCGCCUACCGCCGCCGGAGCACCAUCAGACCAGCAAGCUUAUCACCAGCAGCAGCAGCAGUGGAUGAUGAUGCAACAGCAGCAGCAGCAGCAGCAACAGGGUCAGCCUCCGGCUGGAUGGAACCAGCAGUCGGCGCCGUCACCGGGUCAACAGCAGCACUACGGUGCUGGAUCUCAGAAUCCAGGAUCCGACGGUGAGAUCCGUUCGUUGUGGAUCGGUGACUUGCAGCCAUGGAUGGACGAGAACUACAUCAUGAGCAUCUUCGCUCAGACUGGCGAGGCUCAAUCAGCUAAAGUCAUUCGCAACAAGCAGACUGGGCAGUGUGAGGGUUAUGGAUUCAUUGAGUUUGCCAACCAUGCUGCAGCCGAGCGGGUUCUGCAGACUUACAACGGUGCUCAGAUGCCGAACUGUGAGCAGACCUUCAGGCUGAACUGGGCUCAGGCUGGGGCUGGAGAGAGACGCCAAGCUGAAGGGCCUGACCACACAAUCUUUGUUGGCGACCUGGCUCCUGAGGUCACUGACUACAUGCUCACGGAAACAUUCACGAGUGUAUAUUCGUCUGUCAAGGGGGCAAAGGUUGUGACUGACAGGACCACUGGACGGUCCAAGGGAUAUGGUUUUGUCAGGUUCGGGGAUGAAAGUGAGCAGAUGCGUGCCAUGACCGAAAUGAACGGUCAGUUUUGCUCGACCAGGCCUAUGCGUAUUGGUCCGGCUGCCAACAAGAAACCUCUUACGAUGCAACCAGGUAUGUAUCAGGACACUCAAGGAGGAAAUCCUGGAGAAGUCGAUCCAAAUAACACGACUAUAUUUGUUGGAGCUCUGGAUGCUAGCGUUACAGACGAUGAAUUAAAGUCAGUUUUUGGUAGAUUUGGAGAACUAAUUCAUGUGAAAAUACCUCCAGGAAAGCGUUGUGGAUUCGUUCAGUAUUCCAACAGGGCGUCUGCAGAGCAUGCACUUUCGAUGUUGAAUGGAACACAGUUAGGUGGACAAAGCAUCCGUCUUUCAUGGGGACGUAGUCCAAACAAGCAGUCACAGCCUGAUCAACCCCAAUGGAACGGUGGUGGAUACUAUGGAUACCCUCCACAGCCACAGGGCUAUGAACCAUAUGGUUAUGCACCUCCUCCUCGUCCUCAGGAUCCUAAUGCCUACUAUGGCGGUUACCCUGGCUAUGGCAACUAUCAGCAGCAACGCCAGUGAAAGAUCAACACCAGCUUUUUCAACCAACGUCUUGGCCUAUGGACAAAAAUAUGAGUCGCUGAGUCUUGCUAGGACUUUAGAUUAAGAAUGCUCUGUCUUUUCAUUUGGUGUGAGUUUUGUUUGCGAAUGAGUUUAUGUUGGAUUUGCUAUGAACAUAUUGUUUUAGUGAAUGUUGAAACUUUUAUCUGUCAUUUA